Messenger RNA from Mesocricetus auratus (golden hamster), 1256 nucleotides. RefSeq names its product nicolin 1 (gene Nicn1). The coding region runs from base 260 to 796 and encodes 178 amino acids. The transcript is spliced from 7 exons. Gene Ontology annotation, cellular component: nucleoplasm. The record is from RefSeq and is a predicted model, not a curated record. NCBI's taxonomy places the organism in Eukaryota, Metazoa, Chordata, Mammalia, Rodentia, Cricetidae.
CAUGUCUCGGGUGUUGGUGCCCUGUCAUGUGAAAAGUACUGUAGCCCUGCAAGUGGGCGACAUGAGGACCUCCCAAGGUCGGCCUGGCGUGCUGGUCGUCGAUGUCACCUUUCCUAACGUCGCGCCUUUUGAGUGACUUGUUUAUAAUUCCUAGUUGCACUUCCAUCUCAGCUGACAGUGACAGGGCACUGCUUGACCUCAACACAGGACAAAGCCUGGCUUAGCAUCCUGAGCCACCCGGCGACUGUGCCUCAUUCUCAUGGCCUUAUGCGCACUGUGCUGUAAUUUACAGGAGAUCACAUUUAAGAAUUACUACACAGCUUUCUUGAGCAUCCGUGUCCGUCACCAUACCCCACUGCACACGCCAUCCAAGUGGGUCACCUGUCUGCGGGACCACUGUUUGAUGCCUGACCCACACAGUGAAGAGGGAGCCCAGGAGUAUGUAUCACUCUUCAAGCACCAGAUGCUGUGUGACAUGAGCAGAGUACUAGAGCUGCGUCUGAUCCUGCGGCAGCCGUCACCACUAUGGCUGUCUUUCACAGUGGAGGAACUGCAGAUCUACCAGCAGGGACCAAAGAGCCCCUCCCUGACUUUCCCCAAGUGGCUUUCCCACCCAGUGUCCAAUGAACAGCCUGCUCCCCGCCUUGAGGGUCUCCCAGACCCCAGCAGAGUAUCCUCUGAGGUGCAGCAGAUGUGGGCGCUAACAGAGAUGAUUCGGGCGAGUCAUACUUCCACCAGGAUUGGCCGCUUUGAUGUGGAUGGCUGCUAUGAUCUGAACUUGCUCUCCUACACGUGAGCGGCAGCUUCUGCUUGAGACAUUGGUCUUCUGUGCCCGUCCAGGCGUGGUCUGGCCACCAGAGGCUGAAGUGCAUUGUUCCCUGUGCAUCCAAGCUCUAUCUGGCCAAAGGAAUUCUUGACAUUCACCUGGUUGUUUUAGCAUGAGUUCCUAGGGGGCACUUUCUGUCUUUGUCUGUCUGACAUGCAAAUUCUGUCUCUUCCUUUCAAAAUUCACAGGUUCUGCUUGGAAUCAUUGAGUUCCUCCUGUCUGUCUGGCCAGUAUGCACACCCCUGUCUUCUACCAUUUUCCCCAUUGUUGAGAUAAGCCUGAUCCAGGUAGCUCAGGAAGGCCUGCUGUUUUGACAUUCAUGACCUGGGAAGCUUGAGGAAGAGAUGCCCCCUAUUCAUUCCUCGGCUUCUGCUAGUGGCUUUUUUCCUUUUGUAUUACAUCCAUUAAAAAGAAAGUAUCCUAGAGCCUA